Gymnogyps californianus (California condor) is the source of this 2808-nucleotide messenger RNA. Its product is annotated as proprotein convertase subtilisin/kexin type 5-like. Gene Ontology annotation, biological process: peptide hormone processing. Gene Ontology annotation, molecular function: serine-type endopeptidase activity. The transcript has 21 exons. Lineage: Eukaryota; Metazoa; Chordata; Aves; Accipitriformes; Cathartidae. Gene Ontology annotation, cellular component: Golgi membrane; trans-Golgi network. The record is from RefSeq and is a predicted model, not a curated record. Bases 1 to 2748 code for a protein of 915 amino acids.
AUGGACUGGAACCGCCGCUGCUGCUGGGGAGGCGGAGGCGGCGGGGACCUUCUCUGCCGGCUCACCCUGGUGCUGGCGUUUCUGCUGCCCGCCUGCAGGACGCGCCUGUACACCAACCACUGGGCUGUGCGGAUAACUGGGGGGCUACCGGAGGCCAACAGGAUAGCUAGCAAAUACGGAUACGUCAAUAUAGGACAGAUUGGAACACUGAAGGAUUACUACCACUUCUACCAUAGUAAAACGAUUAAAAGGUCAGUUCUCUCAAGUAGAGGUACCCACAGCUUCAUUUCAAUGGAACCAAAGGUAGAGUGGAUACAACAGCAGGUGGUUAAAAGAAGAAUAAAGAGGGAUUAUAAACAUGGUGGUACUCAAUCCACUUAUUUCAAUGAUCCCAAGUGGCCAAGCAUGUGGUACAUGCACUGCAGUGAUAACACCAAUCAUUGCCAAUCAGAUAUGAAUAUAGUAGGUGCUUGGAAGAGAGGCUACACUGGAAAGAAUGUUGUGGUCACUAUCCUGGAUGAUGGCAUUGAAAGAAACCAUCCAGACUUGAUACAAAAUUAUGAUUCACAGGCCAGUUUUGAUGUCAAUGGAAAUGAUUUUGACCCUAUGCCUCGGUAUGAUGCCAGCAACGAGAACAAGCAUGGAACCCGUUGUGCUGGAGAAGUGGCAGCCACUGCAAACAACUCACACUGCACAGUAGGAAUCGCCUUUAAUGCCAAGAUUGGAGGUGUACGGAUGCUGGAUGGAGAUGUGACAGACAUGGUAGAAGCAAAGUCUCUGAGCCUUAAUCCCCAACACAUCCACAUCUACAGUGCCAGCUGGGGGCCUGAUGAUGAUGGUAAGACUGUGGAUGGACCUGCUUCUCUAGCACGUCAGGCCUUUGAGAAUGGCAUCAGAAUGGGACGAAGAGGUUUAGGUUCAGUCUUUGUUUGGGCAUCUGGAAAUGGUGGAAGGAGUCGAGACCAUUGCUCCUGUGAUGGCUACACCAAUAGCAUCUACACUAUUUCCAUAAGCAGCACAGCUGAAAGUGGGAAGAAGCCAUGGUAUCUGGAAGAAUGUGCAUCCACGCUAGCUACAACAUACAGCAGCGGGGAAUCCUACGACAGGAAAAUAAUCACCACAGACCUGAGGCAGCGUUGCACAGACAGCCAUACUGGAACCUCAGCCUCUGCACCUAUGGCUGCAGGCAUCAUUGCACUGGCACUGGAAGCAAAUUCAUUUCUGACCUGGAGAGACAUACAGCAUAUUAUUGUCAGGACUUCACGUACAGGACAUCUGAAUGCUAAUGACUGGAAAACCAAUGCAGCUGGUUAUAAGGUGAGCCACCUCUAUGGAUUUGGACUGAUGGAUGCUGAAGCAAUGGUGAUAGAAGCAGAAAAGUGGACAACAGUCCCUCCACAGCAUGUGUGUGUGGAGAACACGGAUCGGCAAAUCAAAACUAUACGGCCUGACAGUGUUGUCCGUUCAAUUUACAAAGCCACCGGCUGUUCAGAUAAUUCCAAUCACCAUGUGAUCUACUUGGAGCACGUGGUUGUACGCAUCACUAUUACUCACCCUCGACGUGGAGACUUGUCAAUUUACCUAACCUCUCCUUCUGGAACUAAGUCACAGCUCUUGGCCAACAGGUUAUUUGAUCAUUCCAUGGAAGGAUUUAAAAACUGGGAGUUUAUGACUACUCACUCCUGGAGUGAAAAAGCAGCAGGUGACUGGAUCUUGGAAAUCUAUGACACUCCAUCUCAGCUGAGAAAUUUCAAGACUCCAGGCAAAUUGAAAGAAUGGUCCUUAGUACUGUAUGGAACAUCCAUCCAGCCUUACUCACCAAGAAAUGAUUUUCCAAAAGUGGAAAGAGUGCGCUCUAGUCCACUCGAAGACCCUACAGAAGAUUAUGGAACAGAUGACUAUUCAGGUCCCUGCAAUGCAGAAUGCAGUAAAGUAGGGUGUGAUGGGCCAGGACCAGAUCAUUGUACUGACUGUCUGCACUACUACUACAAAUCUAAGAACAACACACGGAUCUGUGUUUCAACCUGCCCACCUGGUCACUACAAUGCAGACAAGAAACGCUGUAAAAAAUGCUCACCCAAUUGUGAAACCUGUGUUGGAAGCCAUAGUGACCAGUGCAUGACCUGUAAAUCUGGCUACUACCUGAAUGAAGUAACCAAUAGCUGUAUUACCAACUGCCCCGAUGGGUUUUACCUGGAUAAGAAUAAGAUUGUUUGCCGAAAAUGCAGUGAAAACUGUAAGAUAUGUGUUGAAUUCCAAAUCUGCACAGAAUGCACACAUGGCCUAAGUUUGCAUGGCACCAAAUGUGCUAUCCACUGUGAAGAAGGAAAAUAUCAUAAUGGUAGGGAAUGUGAACCGUGUCACCAUUCCUGUGCGACAUGUGCAGGUGCUGGAGUAGAUGCUUGUAUAAACUGCACACAGGGUUAUUUUAUGGAAGAUGGAAGAUGUGUGCAAUCCUGUAGUAGUGGUUAUUACCUUGAUCACUCUACUGAAAGUAGAUACAAAACCUGCAAAAGGUGUGAUGCCAGCUGUUUGGAUUGCAGCGGUCAAGGAGACAGAAACUGUACGAGCUGUCCAAGUGGCUUUAACCUAGACACUGGUGUCUGCACAGUGGGAACAAUCUGCAAGGAUGCCACGGAAGAGUCCUGGGCCGAGGGAGGAUUCUGUAUGCUGGUGAAAAAGAACAAUCUGUGCCAGCGGAAAGUGCUUCAGCAACUGUGUUGCAGAACAUGUACACACAAGGGGUGAACUGACACCUCCCAGAGUCCUCCUGCUCAUGUAGACUUAUAGAUUAAUCCAUAUUAUUGA